Messenger RNA from Uloborus diversus, 973 nucleotides. RefSeq names its product clotting factor B-like. The record is from RefSeq and is a predicted model, not a curated record. Gene Ontology annotation, biological process: proteolysis. Lineage: Eukaryota; Metazoa; Arthropoda; Arachnida; Araneae; Uloboridae. The transcript is spliced from 6 exons. Bases 137 to 913 code for a protein of 258 amino acids. Gene Ontology annotation, molecular function: serine-type endopeptidase activity.
AAGCUAUGGGGCUACAACCACCACAAGAAGGCCUGCAACCGCUUCAUAUCCGAGGUACACAACACGAAGAAAUCCUGAUCCUACUAUUAUCCCAUCACCCAAUUCAAAUUCGGAACAAUAUCCUGAAGAUUGUGGUAUGCCUGCCACGACGAGUGAUUACAACUCUUUUAUCAUGAAUGGGGUCGAUGUGAAGCAGGGUGAAUACCCCUGGAUGGUUGCUGUGAUGUCCAAAGUUGCUGAAGAUAGUUUUAUAGCCUGGUGUACGGGCUUCAUGAUCGAUCGUCGUCAUGUUGUUUCGGCUGCUCAUUGUUUCGAAAAUACUAAUCCCAGGCGCUUUUCUGCCCGUAUCGGUGAUAUCUAUUACAACAACGGGACUCGAUACGACGUUGUCAAUAUAGUACGGCAUGCAAGUUACAGUUCUCCACUCUACUACGACGAUAUCGCCAUACUGACGCUCGACAGAGAUGUUCAAUUGCCCGGAUUCAACCCAGUGUGCUUGCCGGACAGUGAACUGGAAAAACAAAGCCUUGUUGGAAGUGGUGCCACAGUGGUCGGAUGGGGUGCGUCGAGAUUGGGAGGAGAUAUGAGCCUAGUUCUGCAGCAGCUGAAUUCCGUUCCGAUUGUGUCCAACAGAGAUUGCAACCGUGCAUUCCGGCAAAUGCGAGACUCAUUUUCACAGCAGUUCCCUAGAGGUAUUACUGCCGGAUUCAUCUGUGCUGGAUUUCCGGAAGGGAAGCGGGAUAGUUGCAGCGGUGAUUCAGGUGGCCCACUCAUGGUUCGACAUCGGAAUCGGUGGUUCGUGGUUGGAAUUGUGUCUUUCGGCUACGAAUGCGGUAAACCGAGCUAUCCGGGAGGUUACACUAGGAUCGCCUACUACCUGAAGUGGAUUCAGAGGGUUCUACAGAAGAUUUGAAUUCUGUUCCUGUGAAAAUGUCUGCCGAUCUGAGUUUCAGGAAAAUUGAAUUAAAUCUUG